AAUGUGUUUUAUUUUGUAGCUGGUCAUGAUAUUGUUUUUGUCAAUUUCUAUGCAGAUUGGUGUCGAUUCAGUCAAAUCCUUGCACCAAUAUUUGAAGAAGCUUCGAACAAAAUUCGUCUAGAAGUGCCAGAAGGAGGUCGAGUGGCGUUUGGUAAAGUUGAUUGUGACAGAGAAGUGAACAUUGGUACACAGUAUCGUAUCAAUAAAUAUCCAACCUUAAAAUUAUUCCGAAAUGGUCAAGUGGUCAAGAAAGAAUUCCGAGGUCAAAGGUCAGUGGAUUCCAUCGCCAACUUUAUUCGAGAUCAGUUGAAAGAGAAUGUGGUUGAACACAAUAAUAUAGAUGAUCUGGAUGAACUAGAUACUAAGAAACGCCAUGUGAUAGGUUAUUUUGAGAACAAGAAUUCUGAUAAUUAUAAAACAUUUUCUAAAACUGCCAGUGUACUGAGAGAUGACUGUUUGUUUCAUGCUGCUAUAGGGACUGUGUCUGCUAAUGAAAGAUCAGGGGGAGAUAAUAUAGUAUUCAGACCACCAAAUACCAGACGACAAGAUGUUCAUUACCAAGGCUCACUAACCAAUCUGGAAACAGUUAAAGAAUGGACAAGAGAAAAUUGCGUUCCCUUGGUUCGAGAAAUUACAUUUGAAAAUGCAGAGGAACUGACAGAAGAAGGGAUACCGUUCUUGAUAUUAUUCCACAAAUUAGAUGAUGCAGAUAUUGUUAGAAAAUAUAACACAGAAGUUGUGCGUCAUUUAUCACAUGAAAAAAAUAAUAUAAAUUUCCUCACAGCAGAUGGGGCAAAAUUUACACAUCCACUACAUCAUCUAGGAAAAAGUGUAAACGAUCUUCCAGUUUUAGCCAUUGACAGUUUCAGACAUAUGUAUGUCUUUCCUGGCAAUGUGGCUGAAGACAUGGGCAAACCAGGAGUGUUGAAAGCUUUUAUAGAUGAUUUACAUUCUGGAAAAUUACACCGUGAAUUUCAUCAUGGGCCUGAUGCAACUCCUCCUCCACAACCUCAUCUCCCACCCACAUCACCCCCAGAAUCAGCGUUCAGAAAACUUGGUCCGUCCCGAAAUCGAUACACGAUAUUACGGGACGAGCUUUAA
Messenger RNA from Lottia gigantea (owl limpet), 1101 nucleotides. RefSeq lists its product as hypothetical. The annotation marks the transcript as partial. The transcript is spliced from 11 exons. NCBI's taxonomy places the organism in Eukaryota, Metazoa, Mollusca, Gastropoda, Lottiidae. The record is from RefSeq and is a predicted model, not a curated record.